This is a messenger RNA of Brugia pahangi, 2490 nucleotides long. The record is from the annotation of a GenBank genome assembly. Lineage: Eukaryota; Metazoa; Nematoda; Chromadorea; Rhabditida; Onchocercidae.
AUGCUAAAACAACAGGGUACAUUGAAGAAGGUUAAACUAAUUAGCGAAAAAAGAAGAACCGAAAUAUGGGGAAAAUUUCUGACGCAGCAAGGUGAAUACACGGAUUGGUAUUGUAUUAUCCGGAAAAACUGUAUAUUAAUACGCCAGAUUUAUUACAAAUCACCGAUAUUAUAUUCUUGUGGAUUUCGCAGUAGCUGUACUAUUAUCGAUGUUUGCAGUCUGCCAUUUCGAGACGGAAGUUUGGGUGUGGUAGUGGCGGUGAACGAUGAACAAAAUGAGGAAUAUUUCUUGGCGUAUUAUAGUGUCAAGAUGAGUAGAAUUGUUAAGAAAAUAUUAAUACGCACAAAGAUCACUAAAGUUGUGACAAUUUUGGAUGCGACAAAGAAGAGUGAAAUUGAAUGUUUGCAUGAAAAUUUAAGGAGUUUUCCACACCUUGUAGCAGUUGGCACCAGUGGUGGUGACUGCUUUUUGGUACAUUUUGGGAUCGAUGUACCAAACAUAACUGAUCCAGAACUGAGAAAACCACCCUUUUCUAGUAAUUUGUGUAAAUCUUAUAUUUCUGAUGGACGAUUUAAUUUUGUGGCUAAUAACGGUACAGUAUAUCCUGUUAAUGUUGAUGAAAUACACGUCACAGCAAUAACUUACUUAGAACGGUGCAAAACAGUUGUCAUUGGCUUUUCUUGUGGUGCCUUCAUUACCGUCAAUCUUCUUAACGGCAAUGAUGCAUCCUAUUAUUAUUCGUCUUCUCCAGUUUACGGUUUUUCAUGCCAAGAACCAAUGGAUGAUCCGCGUCCUGUAUUAUAUCUUUGGGUUGCUUAUUCUAAAGGAAAACAGAAAAAUCCGCACGUGAUAUUGCUUGUGAUUAAUUUUCCAAAUGAUGAAGGACAUCCUCCUAAUGAAUGGACUUUGAAUGAUUUAAUAAUUAUUAAUUACCUUACGUGGAGUCCGGAAAAAUGCACUGAAUGGGUUUCUUUCCGAACUGUUAUUUCUUCUUCUUCUAGAGAACAUGCCGCAAAGAAUGGCAUUUCAGAACGAUUAUUGAAUAUCGAAGAAUCAUAUCUACGUGUACAUGUGACUGAUACUUCUCGCUUGCUGAUGACUUGGCGAACUACUAAAAAUACUAUAGAGGGUGCACUUUUUGAUUUGAACGCCUUCUAUUACAAACGUUUGCCACGACAAGUCAUUUUUGCGGAAUCAUUCCUGAACCUUAACCCUUUCCUGUCAUUGUUUACAUUACCGGUUAACAAUGACCAACAUACCUGCCUUGACUGCUUAGUAAAUUAUUCCGGUGUUUGGCAACACCGAAGUCCGUAUAGCGAAACAAAUGAUUUUUUUAUAUUUGCACCAUCAUAUACAUUCGAAAUCAUUGCAUUCAACGGGAACCGCGAAUUUACAAUAUUCAUACCAUCCAUACAGAAAGUUGUAUUAAAAUGGCUGGAUCAAAAUUUCGAUGAUGCAAUUGGACAGAAGUCUGAUCUUGCAUGCGCAUAUUUAAAUGCAGUUGGCCUUGCAAAAACACCUGCUGAUAUUUCCGAGAGCAGUCAAAUAUCGACGGCGCCGCUAGAAAAUGAAUCAAUAAUCAUCUCAUCACUGCUGUUCAACAGUGAAAUCAAUGAUACACUCAAAAAACAUAUUACCUCAUGCCCAAGCUAUGAUACCAUCCAUCAGAUCGCUUCGCUUAUAUGGAAAGAAGUUGUUAAUGCAAAACAGAAAUUCGAUGAACUUUCUGAGCCAUGGUUUGAUCGUAUUCCACGUGCGUUAUCAGCUGCAGAUAUGUGUUGGUUGCGAAACAGUGCAGCAGUUUUUCAUUGUGCUGCGGAACUGUUUGCUGAAAUUUCGAAAAGAGUACCAUCAGAGAAGAUUGCAGAUGCAACUACUUCAAAUUAUAGUAUGAUGGCAUCUAGAAAUUUGGUUUUCUAUACGAAUAUCGUGUUUCUUUUUCAUCGUGGUGGAUUACUUCCAGUAAAAAAUUAUACUGCUCUUAAUGCUCGUAUGAAAGCAAAAGUGGAUGAACGUAAGGAACGUUUGACUCCCGGCAGUAAACUAUAUAUAAUAAAAUUGCUAGAAGAAAUGCAAAGUGCUUGUCCUAACGAAAUUUUCUGGUGUGGUCUCACUGCUGAUGAGUGGUAUCCACCGAAUUCAAUUGGUGCCUUGCUUUCGGCUACACUUGCGAUAAAAAUAACUGAAACAUCAAAAUAUAAGCUAAUUGGAUAUUUUCUGCUUGAUUAUGAUGAUCUUAUGGGAAAGAAGCCGAAAGUUUUUGAUCGUUUCAAAUGGCUUUUUCCAUAUAGGAAUCAAGCAAUAUGUAAUCAAAUAGAAACAAACUGGAGAAACGAUUGUAGACUAGAGGAACCGGUUAGCGAAUGUGGAAAAAGCGGGAUUACUGAUACAAAAGCAGAAGAACCUGUUUGUGAAGUUCAACGACUUAUGAAACGUUUGCUUCUGAACAGAAAAGAAAUCGAAUUGAUAAAAGGUAGUGUAACGUCUUAG